Xiphophorus maculatus (southern platyfish) is the source of this 1559-nucleotide messenger RNA. RefSeq names its product sialic acid-binding Ig-like lectin 10. Lineage: Eukaryota; Metazoa; Chordata; Actinopteri; Cyprinodontiformes; Poeciliidae. The transcript has 7 exons. Bases 62 to 1240 code for a protein of 392 amino acids. The record is from RefSeq and is a predicted model, not a curated record.
ACAACUUUAAAGCCACGUUAAUCUAAAAGCCAGCAGCAGAUGGUCUAAUGUAUUUCCAGAGAUGAAGGUCUGUCGGAGUCUGUCUGAGAACAUCCUGACUGUCAACAUGUUACUGAGUGUCUUCAUUCUUCCCGGUGAUUCGUCUGAUUGUCCCAAUCCAGAUCUUAUUGCUAACACACCUCAACAGAUUGAAGCUCUGAGUGGAUCUUGUUUGCAAAUCCCAUGUAGCUUCAAUUCAACACAUUAUACAUACAACAACAGGAGACCCAUCUAUGGAGUUUGGUUGAAAAAUAUCUCAAAUUUCAAUGCCGAACCAAGCGCUGUUAUUUUCAACAGCAGUGGGUCAGUUAACAUAUUUUCACUGAAUUUGACUGGAAACCUGAGUGAGGGAGACUGCACCACUCUGUUUCCUGAUUUAAAGACGAGUUAUACUGACAGUUACUUCCUCCGCAUCGAGAACUGGCCAUUCAGGGCAAGCGCUAAGUGUCAUCCUCUUCAAAUAACAGUUGAUGAUUCUCCUUGGAGUCCCAGCAUUAAUGUUCCCUCUGACCUGAAGGAGCAUCAGUCUGUCACUGUAACCUGCUCAGCUUUCACUCCGUGUCCACAAUCACCUCCUGAACUCACCUGGAAUCUCCAACAAGACUCUCUCAAACAAACAGAGAAAAACACAGAGGGAAUCUUUACAACUAAAAUCCAGGAGAACAUCACUCUGUCAGACACACAUGAUGGAUACAACAUCAGAUGUUCUGCCAGAUAUCCUGUGAUUGGAGGAAAAAAGACAGCAGAGACAGAAGUGACUCUCAAUGUUUCAUAUGCUCCUAGAAACACCUCAGCAUCCAUCAGUCCAUCAGGUUUGGUAUCAGCAGGUACCUGGGUGGAGCUGAACUGCUCCAGCAGAGCCAAACCUCCACCCAGCUUCACCUGGUUCAGGAACAACAAACAAGGAGCCAUUAAUGUAUCUGUGGAGCAGAUUUACAGCUUCAACGCCACCGAGGAAGAAGAGUAUUACUGUGUGGCUACAAAUGAUCUGGGGAAUCAGACAUCAUCAAUACUUCUUAGUUUUGAAGAUCAUCAAGAGUUUGGACUCUUUCUCUGUGCUACAGUGAAGAUCCUGGGAAUCAUAAUCCUCUGCAGUGCAGUCGUCACCUUUGAGUGCUGGUUUAGAUCAUCCGACAGAUCAAGGAAGGAUCCAGCAGAACCAGAGCAGGUCAACAGAGUGAUGGAGAUUCAGGCAUCAUGAGCCACAAGGAGGCGAAGAAAACGUUCACUAUUAGUGGGACAAUAUCUUUAUUUUUUCUUGCAUUUGAAUUUGACUGUACAUGUGUUGAUUUUUAUUGCAAGAUAAGCAGAUAACAUUUGAACUUGGCAUUAAAAUCUUCUUAAAAUGGAAACAAGGAAAACUACUGCACAAAUUAUUCAUCUUUUGUUUGCCAUGUUUGUUAUUUCUUUCCCCUUUUCUGUCAUUUAACCAUCAGCCUUUAUUGAGGAAGCCCUUUUUCACUGAUUUAGACUAAAUGCAGCAAGCAAUUUCCAAUGCAUUUAAAAAAUAAAUAGUGACC